This is a messenger RNA of Alosa alosa (allis shad), 1859 nucleotides long. It is a transcript of the gene rdh8a, whose product is annotated as retinol dehydrogenase 8a. Lineage: Eukaryota; Metazoa; Chordata; Actinopteri; Clupeiformes; Clupeidae. Gene Ontology annotation, biological process: estrogen biosynthetic process. Gene Ontology annotation, cellular component: cytoplasm. The transcript has 6 exons. The coding region runs from base 235 to 1188 and encodes 317 amino acids. The record is from RefSeq and is a predicted model, not a curated record. Gene Ontology annotation, molecular function: estradiol 17-beta-dehydrogenase [NAD(P)+] activity.
UCGGAAUAGCCUACUUCUUGGUCGUACCCUGCCCAUAGAGAACGUUACCGUGAAUUGUCUAAGUUUUUGUUGUGGUCGAUUUUCUUUGACAUGUGACUGCAUUAGCCUACUUGCUCACAUGGCUGCCUUGUUGCAUGAUCCGCUUUAGUUUUAAAAGUCCUAGGACCGGACUUGCUUAGCGACAGCAAUCCAGUGCAGGGACCCAUAAGGGCGCACAAUCAAGCCGGGCACACCAUGGCGAGCAGUGGGCAAAGAGUGGUGCUGAUCACCGGUUGCUCCUCUGGAAUUGGGUUACAAAUUGCCGUCCUACUGGCCAAAGAUGAGAAGAAGCGUUACCAUGUCAUUGCCACCAUGCGCGACCUCAAGAAGAAGGACAAGCUGGUAGAGGCCGCGGGGGAGGCCUACGGAAAGACCCUGACCCUACAGCCUCUGGACGUCUGCAGCGACGAGUCUGUCCAACAGUGCAUCAACAGCGUAAAGGACCGCCACAUCGACAUUCUUAUCAACAAUGCAGGAAUCGGGCUGCUGGGUCCUAUUGAGAGCAUCAGUAUGGAGGAGAUGAAGAAGGUCUUUGAGACAAACUUCUUCGGUGUGGUGCGCAUGAUCAAAGAGGUGAUGCCCGAUAUGAAGAAGCGCAGGUCCGGCCACAUCGUCGUCAUGAGCAGCGUCAUGGGCCUGCAAGGUGUGGUGUUUAAUGACGUCUACACAGCCUCCAAGUUUGCCAUGGAGGGAUUCUGUGAGAGCCUAGCUGUGCAGCUGCUCAAGUUUAAUGUGAACGUGUCACUGAUGGAGCCAGGGCCGGUGCACACCGAGUUCGAGACCAAGAUGAUGGAGGAUGUGGCGAAGAUGGAUUAUCCCGGGGCGGAUGCGGACACUGUGCGCUACUUUAAGGACGUCUACAUGCCGUCCUCCAUGGACAUAUUUGAGGCCAUGGGCCAAACUCCAGAAGACAUUGCCAAAUGUACCAAGAAGGUGAUCGAGGCCUCUCGACCCCGCUUCAGGAACUUGACCAACAGUCUGUACACGCCCAUCGUGGCCCUGAAAUAUGCCGACGAGACAGGCGGCCUGUCAGUGAACACCUUCUACAACCUCCUGUUCAACUUCGGCCCGCUCAUGCACAUCACCAUGACUAUUCUCAAGUGCCUGACGUGCAGUUGCCUGCGGAGGCGCACUAUCUCUCCAAACUGACAGGGGGCAGCAGUAAGUCGUCUUGGCUCAGGCUCGCUCUCUCGAUCACACUGUUCCUCGCUGUCUGUGAGUUCAGUUUAGCGGGUUAAGAAGCAUUACAGUAGAGCACACUCAGUCGGAUGCAUGCAGCUGCAUUUCGUGCUAAAUUGUAGUAAAAUGCUGGGCAGUCCAAAAUCCAUCCUCUCUCCUACAGUAACUUCCUGGAAGUUUGAAAUCCAUCCUCUUAUGUAAACACAUCACUGUAUCCGUGUAUAGGAGGGGGCUGUUCAGAAAACGUGGGACUUUCCAGUAAUCAUCAGUGCAGACAUUCACUAAUCAAGACCAAACAACUCAAAUGACUCAUGGGUAGCACAAAUGUAUAAGCUGUACGAAAGAUGUGAUAUAAUCAGUUACACAACCUAACACCACACAGCAUUGCACACUACUGAAUUCAGACACAUUGUAGGUACAGGUAUCAGUGACACCUACCGUGAGACCCAAACAAUCAGCUAGUUGCUCUGACCGUUCAGUGCAAGUUGUUCACGGUUACUUUUAUGUGGUGUAUACCUGCUGUUAAAUCGUUUCUCCUGUCUUUAUUUUGUAAGCUGUUUUUAAUUUUCUUUUGUGAAGAAGUAGUUCGAAUGUGAUAUUUGGCAGGCAUAAUUUUGAAAUAAAAUAACAUUUCAAUUUGA